AUGGAGCGCAAAAUCAAAGAGCCUUCUGACAUGGCCCUUUGGUACGCAUCGCCAGCCUAUGGCGAUAUCACCGAUUUCUUAAAAUCUUGCAAUACCCAGCUGGCGGGCAAGACCCUAAGUGCCCUUGCAACUUUCAAAGUAUGCCUUGCAGAUUCAAUUGCACUAGAUCCGCCUUUGGCAACAAGAUAUGGAAAUGCGGCAUUCAGGCGCUUCAUUUCAGCGGUCGAGUCAGAUGUGCUACCAAAAAUAGCGGAUCUUGAACUGCGGACCUAUCUGCUUGAAAGCUUUGGAAAUCCACUCAGGAUCGAUUAUGGCACUGGUCACGAACUCAUGUUUAUUUGCUUUCUUACUAUUCUUUGGAAACAUCUCAACUUUGCGUAUCAAUCUAAGACGGCAUCUGAGGAUCAAAUCCUGUUCCCCUGUACCAAGUCAGGAGAUCAACUGUCGCUGAUGGACAAGCCUUCUAUCAAAGAAGCGCUUGACAUGCUUCCGCUUCUUUUUUCCAGGUACCUGGAAAUAUGUCGCUGCAUCCAACUUCGUUUUCGCUUGGAACCCGCAGGCUCACAUGGUGUGUGGGGACUCGAUGACUUUCAAUUUAUUCCAUUUCUUUGGGGCUCUGCCCAGCUCAUGAAUGAGGCUGAAGAAUCUUCAAUACCCCCGAGCGCCGCCGUUCCGAAAGAUAGCCUCUCCAUUGCCAUGAUAGAGGAGUUGAGUCAGGACUAUUUCUACUUUGGCGCUAUCAAUUUUAUUUGCACAUGGGUUGAUGAAAAUGUAUUUCAAAGAAGUCUUGGGGAAGCUGCAAGUCGUUCGAAUGAUGCCUUUUGGCACGGAACUUUGUUGGCACAAGUCCUCGCCUUAGUGAUAAAAUGUUGGCAUGCAAAUGUUAGCCAAGAUAUUUGCAUCAGCACAAUCAAAGGGAUAACUGGCAAAGCUAUAAAUAUACCCCAUAAUGGAUGGGCUACACAAGCUAAGGUUGCUGGAUUAUUUAUUAACAUCGACCUGGUCUUUCUGGAGUAUUGUCUCGAUGUGACGUCCAGUUAUCUGAUGAUACAACUCCUUGACAUCUGCACACACAGACUCAAAAUGACUCGAUGA
This is a messenger RNA of Mitosporidium daphniae, 1095 nucleotides long. Its product is annotated as regulatory subunit B' of serine/threonine-protein phosphatase 2A. Lineage: Eukaryota; Fungi; Microsporidia. The record is from RefSeq and is a predicted model, not a curated record. The coding region runs from base 1 to 1095 and encodes 364 amino acids. The transcript has 3 exons. Gene Ontology annotation, cellular component: cytoplasm; protein phosphatase type 2A complex; nucleus. Gene Ontology annotation, molecular function: peptidyl-prolyl cis-trans isomerase activity; protein tyrosine phosphatase activator activity. Gene Ontology annotation, biological process: mitotic spindle organization.